AUGGACGUUAGAGCAGCUCAGAAUCCAAUAAUAUGCUUGAUGACUCGGAGGAUGGUUGGAGGAGUCAACGAGAAGGCUCACUUGAUCGAUAUUGGUGGAACUGCUACACAACCUGAAAGACUAUGUAACUCCCUCAUGAAGCUGCAAGAUACUGGCUCGAAAGCAGCAUUCUCAGUCCUCAGCAGAACUCCUUUGCUGAAGCUGGAUCUGCUCGCGACUCGACACAGGUGGUUUGUUUUGGCUGAGCCGGGAAGUAGCAAGAGGUUCAAGGCAGAACCCACGAGGAAGGAACCCACGAGAAAGAGAACCACGAGGAAGAGAACCCACGAGGAAGAGAACGAACCACGAGGAAGAGAACCACGAGGAAGAGAACACACGAGGAAGAGAACCCACGAGGAAGAGGAGGAAGAGAACCCACGAGAAGAGAACAACGAGGAAGAGAACCCACGAGGAAGAGAACCCACGAAGAAGAGAACGAGGAAGAGAACCCACGAGGAAGAGAACCACGAGAAGAGAACCACGAAGAAGAGAACCCACGAGGAAGAGAACCCACGAGAGAACCCACGGGAAGAGAACCCACGAGAGAGGAAGAGAACCCACGAGGAAGAGAACCACGAGGAAGAGAACCACGAGGAAGAGAACCACGAGAAGAGAACCCACGAGAAGAAACCCACGAGGAGAGAACCACGAGAAGAGAACCACGAGAAGAGAACCACGAGGAAGAGAACCCACGAGGAAGAAACCACGAGAAGAGAACCACGAGAAGAGACCCACCCACGAGGAAGAGAACCCACGAGAGAAACCCACGAAGAAAUGGUUUUACAUCCCUCUUCGCUCGGAAAGGAACGACCGAAGCUAAACGCCGGCUUUCGAUCGGCCCUGACAAGCGGAGGCAAUAAUUUACCAUCAGAACCAAUAAGCCGGGCUUCCUCGCCCCACCUGCAAGGGAGCGACUCGGCUGUUUCAUUUCCUACAAAGGCGUCGCGUUUACUGCCCUGGAGCCCCCCGCGUCACUCGUCUUUUAAAGCAGUGCUCCUCACACGCAGGAACCUGAGAUCCCCCGAAGGACGCGAAGCAGGUGACUCGCCGACGGACUCUGACGGGUGGCUGGCUGGCUGGCUGGGUCUCGGCGGGGCCAGGCUCGUGUUAUUUGCCUUGUGUCUUCUAGAUGGGUUACAACAUCGUUAA
Penaeus vannamei (Pacific white shrimp) is the source of this 1188-nucleotide messenger RNA. The record is from RefSeq and is a predicted model, not a curated record. NCBI's taxonomy places the organism in Eukaryota, Metazoa, Arthropoda, Malacostraca, Decapoda, Penaeidae.